ACGCCGUCAACCUCCAUUAUUCUUCAUCCUCCACAAACAUUCAUCCAUACGAGAUUGCGCAGUGCUGGACACUCCAGCCUUCUGCACAACCGAGCCCCUUUACGACAUAUGGAGACUAGACACAGGUAGUCUAGUAGUCAUCCUCGUUGCAAGAAUGGCUUCUUCCACAGCGUCGACCGCCACCCCUGUGCGGCAUACUUUCGAGAGACGGGUUGAGGAUGUCAAGCCGCUGAAAGGUGACAUCAAUGCUCUUAUUCUCGACUACCUUACCACUGAAGGGUAUCCCUCUGCCGCUGCAAAAUUUUCCAAAGAAGCGAAUCUCCGCCCGCAACAGGAAGAAGAGUCCGUGAAGGCUCGCCGGCAGAUCCAACACUCCAUCCACUCUGGGAACAUUCAAGAAGCUGUCGAUGCACUGAACGAGCUAGAACCUCAGGUUCUUGAUAGCAACCCCUCCUUACACUUCGCCCUUCUUCGACUUCAACUGGUCGAGCUCAUCCGCACAUGCAAUGCAACACCCGGCGGUGAUAUUACCCCGGCGCUGAACUUUGCAACAGCACAGCUGGCUCCGAGGGCACCUACAAAUAAGGAGUUCAUGGAAGAUUUGGAGAGAACAAUGGCGCUGCUCGUAUUCCCUUCGGAUAGCCUCGAGCCCCCUCUUGCUGCAUUGUUACAGCCUGGGCUCCGCCAAUCUGUAGCGGAUAGAGUCAACAAAGCAAUACUAGCCUGCCAAAAUCAACGACGUGAUGCUGCAAUCAGAAGUCUUGUUCGCCUGCGAGCGUGGGCGGAGAACACGGCACGAGAAGCGAAGAGGGAUCUCCCCGCCACGAUCGAGUUGGGGCUGGAUGGAGAUGAGAGACACGAAGCUCAUGAGAACGGGCAUGAGCCAAUGAUUACAUGAAAUGAGAGUGUAGGGCAUUCAUGGGAAGUUUUUAGGGGGGACUUUCUCUCGGGAUGCUUGGGCUUGGGCUUUGGGACAACGGCGGGCAUG
Molecule: messenger RNA, 988 nt
Organism: Hyaloscypha bicolor E
Lineage: Eukaryota; Fungi; Ascomycota; Leotiomycetes; Helotiales; Hyaloscyphaceae
Exons: 5
Coding region: 155-898 (247 amino acids)
Biological process (GO): proteasome-mediated ubiquitin-dependent protein catabolic process
Cellular component (GO): cytoplasm; nucleus
Molecular function (GO): protein binding
Source: RefSeq, a predicted model, not a curated record